Nothobranchius furzeri (turquoise killifish) is the source of this 5154-nucleotide messenger RNA. Lineage: Eukaryota; Metazoa; Chordata; Actinopteri; Cyprinodontiformes; Nothobranchiidae. The record is from RefSeq and is a predicted model, not a curated record.
UCCAGCAUCUCUUCCAGACGGAACUAAUAGUUUAGUAAUUCUUAUUAUAUUCAUGUGUUUAGUUCGAAGCUCGAAGCUGUCUGUCCAUGUAACUGAUGAGAGUCGGCUGUUAGCUUAGCUGGUUAGCUUAGCCACGUAAACAAUAGACCUUUGUGAGAGAACUGAACAUUUUUUUCAACUUUUUGCCCAAACCUAAACUCUCUUUUUUGACUGUGUUUUAAUACGACAGCGUUUGCUGCAUCAUGCCUGUAGAAGGUGCAGAGCCCCAGGCGUCCUCCUCGGUCUCCAGCCCGGUCAGUGCCUCACUCAUCCCCGGAGGACCAGAGGAGGAUGGAGCUGCAAGGGGUUCAGCAGUUUGCACCUUCCCUGAAAACAACCAUGUCUCAGAGGCAGCUGCAGCAUAUCCAGCCAACAAUGGGCCAGGGGAGUGUAACAGUGCUGGUAAGAGGUCUGGAGCCUUGGUUCAAAUCGACCGUCAGCGCAUCCAAGUUGCUUCUGCCAGUUCAGGAGCGGAUGAACUUCAAGGCUUAGGUGUGGCCGUGUACGAUCAGGAUGUUCUCGAGCAAGGUGUUCUGCAACAAGUGGACGAGGCUAUCCAGGAGGCCAGUCAGGCUGCUGUUAAAGCUGAGGCUGAAAAGGAGUACCAGUUGGUGCUGGAUGAUGUCAGGUCUGUUACGUCGUCUCUGAAACAUAUCAAUAAGAUUAUUGAGCAGCUGACUCCCUAUGCAGCCUCCAGCAAGGACAUCAGUAGAAAAAUUGAAUCUGUCAAACGACAGAAGGAAAACAAGGAAAAACAACUGAAAAAAGUUAGAGCAAAGCAGAAACGACUUCAGGCCAUUCUGGGUGGAGAAGAUGUUCAGAGAGUGGAAGCUGAGCUGUUUGCAGAAGACGAUGGAGAGGAAGAACCAGGACCGUCCACGCUGGGGAGCAUGCUCAUGCCAGCUCAGGAGACCGAAUGGGAAGAGCUCAUUCGAAAAGGUCACAUGACUCCUUUUGGAACCCGAAUACAACAGAAGGAAGUAAAGAAGGAGCCUCGAAAGUUGAUGCUGGCUGAGAACUCUGCCUUUGACCAGUACUUGGCAGACCAAGCCAAGUUAGCUACUGAGCGUAAGAAAUUACCUCUUCAGAGGAAGAAGAAAAACACAGAAUUAAGUCUUAAUGGGAUGACUAAGGUAAAGUCCAAAAAGUCGGUUUCUUCAUCUAAGGAUAAAAAGCUAAAGAAACGCAUGAGGAAGCUGCAGAUAACAGCUCUGAAGGCCCAUCCUAAAGCCCGACCUAAGGCUGAGCCGCAGCAUCCGAAACCAAGGAGGAGGCGGCACACUGAGGGAGAGGAAACGGACAGCGAGGGGUCCGAGUAUCUGCCCAGUGAAGAAGUACUAGACUUUGAACAGGAGGAGAGAGAGGCCAGGGAAGAGGGCUUUGGGGAGGAUGAGGGCGAUGAAGAGUACGAGUUGAAACCAUUCAAAAGAAAAAGUGAUAAGAAAGUAAAGAAAAGAGAAAGUGAAGAAGAAUACAGUCCUGAGAGUUCAGAGGGAGACGAAGAUGAGGAAGAUGGGGGUAAAGAGAAGAAACACAAAGACGAUGGAGAUGUGGAGUACUACAGGCAGCGGAUAAGGAAAUGGAAGCGGCAGCGACUUCGAGAGCGGGAGGAGAAGCGAGAAAUGGGCGAGGAGCUAACGGACGACAGCGACGUUGAGUUUGACGAAGGCUUCAAAGUUCCUGGAUUUCUUUGGAAAAAACUUUACAAAUACCAGCAGACUGGUGUGCGGUGGAUGUGGGAACUCCACUGUCAGCAGGCAGGCGGCAUCCUGGGAGAUGAGAUGGGACUGGGCAAAACCAUCCAGGUCAUCAGCUUUCUGGCUGGACUAAGCUACAGCAAACUGAGAACGAGAGGUUCCAACUACAGGUACGUUGGCUUGGGUCCAACCAUCAUCGUGUGCCCGGCUACGGUCAUGCAUCAGUGGGUAAAGGAGUUUCACACCUGGUGGCCUCCUUUCAGGGUGGCAGUUCUGCAUGAGACCGGCUCCUUUACCAGUAAUAAGGAAAAGCUGAUUCCAGAAAUCACAUCGUGCCAUGGCAUCUUGAUCACCUCAUAUUCAGCCGUGAGGAAUCUGCAAGACGCCUUACUGCGUUAUGACUGGCACUACAUCAUCCUGGAUGAGGGCCACAAGAUCAGAAAUCCAAACGCUGGAGUCACCACUGCAUGCAAACAGUUUCGGACUCCUCACAGGUUCAUCCUGUCAGGCUCACCGAUGCAGAACAACUUGAAGGAACUCUGGUCUCUCUUCGACUUUGUCUUCCCUGGAAAAUUGGGGACAUUACCUGUCUUCAUGGAGCAAUUUUCGGUGCCAAUUACCAUGGGAGGAUACAGCAAUGCCUCACCUGUACAGGUCCAGACGGCGUUCAAGUGUGCGUGUGUGCUGAGGGACACAAUAAAUCCUUACCUGCUCCGAAGGAUGAAGGCAGACGUCAAGGCCAACCUCUCCCUACCUGACAAAAACGAACAGGUGCUGUUUUGCAGAUUAACACAGGACCAGCGGCAGGUUUAUCAAAGCUUCUUAGAUUCCAAAGAGGUCUACCAAAUAUUAAAUGGUGACAUGCAGGUAUUUUCAGGCCUGAUCGCACUGCGUAAGAUAUGUAACCACCCGGACCUUUUCUCAGGCGGGCCCCGGAUGCUGAGGGGGAUCCCAGAGGACCAGCUAACCGAAGAGGAACACUUUGGCUUUUGGAAGCGCUCGGGCAAGCUGAUGGUGGUCGAGUCGCUGCUGCGUCUCUGGUUCAAACAGGGACACAGGGUCCUGCUCUUCACUCAGUCUAGACAGAUGUUGGACAUCUUGGAGGUGUUUGUUUUGGAGAAGAACUACUCCUACCUGAAAAUGGACGGGACGACCACAAUAGCUUCCCGACAGCCGCUCAUCACUCGCUACAACGAAGACAAAUCUAUUUUUAUCUUCUUGCUGACCACUAAAGUCGGAGGUUUGGGAGUCAAUCUGACCGGAGCCAACAGAGUCAUCAUUUAUGACCCGGACUGGAACCCGAGUACGGACACGCAGGCCCGCGAGCGAGCGUGGAGGAUAGGUCAAAAGCAGCAGGUAACUAUUUAUAGGCUGCUGACUGCAGGGACCAUUGAAGAGAAGAUCUACCACAGGCAAAUCUUCAAACAGUUUCUCACCAAUCGGGUUCUGAAGGAUCCCAAACAAAGACGGUUCUUUAAGUCCAACGACAUCUAUGAGCUCUUCACCCUAGCCGACCCCGAUGGAACUCAGGGAACGGAGACCAGCGCCAUCUUUGCAGGCACUGGCUCUGAUGUGAAAGUACCCAGGAAACACGAGAGGCCCAAACGAUCACACUCUGUGAACCACGUCAGCUGUGAAUAUAAACAAACCCCAGCAGUCCAGAGAGAAGCCGGUGCAGACAGAAGAAACUCGAGAGACAUCCCUCCAUUAAAAAGUGAAAACAGUCUGAACAGAUCAAACGCACCAGCGGACAGUCAGAGCCAAAAUGAGGCGGGUGUCUCUGUCGAUCUGCUGCUUACAAGACUAAAUAACAAGGAGUCAGCGGCAGCCAAAGCAGCAAACCGCUCUCAACACAAAGACUCGCACAAACACAAGGAAAAGAGGAAGCACUGUGACUCUAACGUAGACAAACACAAGCAUAAAAAACACAAACACUCCCGCGGGGCUCGAUUUGAAGGCCAGCGCAUCUCUCAUUUAGUCAAGAAAAGGACGUUUAGGAAAUCAGAGAGUGAGGAGAAUUCAGCGGGGUGUCGGAAAGAAUCGGAUGAUUACGUCUUAGCGAAACUCUUCAAGAAGUCUGGUAUCCACAGUGUGAUGCAACACGACACCAUCAUGGAGUCCUCCAACCCCGACUACGUUCUAGUGGAAGCCGAAGCCAACCGAGUGGCUAAAGACGCCCUGAAAGCUCUAAAGAGUUCUCGACAACAGUGCAGACUUCCUUAUAACAGACCUCCUCCUCCUGCAAAGAAACGUUUUGGACUAAAUAAGAAUUCUCUUUUAGUUUCAUCUCCAGUUCCGUCCGCCUCCACUCCAACCAAAUGCAAGGACGCUGCUAUUGUAAAGAAAUCUGUUUCAAAGAAACCAGGUGCAGGGGCUCAUUUCAGUGGGGAAGGGCCAGACAGGGAGUCAAACUCCACCCCGCUGUCGUCCUCUGAUCUUCUGGCUAAGAUGAGAGCUCGUAAUCACGUCUAUAAGCCCUCCAGCCAGAGGGCUGCAGAGGAAGAGGAGGAAGAGGAUGGCUCUGGAGAUCCAGAGAGAAGUUUACCUCCUGUCCCGUCUACUGAGCAUGAUGAGCUGCUUGUAGAUCUGAGGAACUUCGUAGCUUUCCAGGCCAGUGUAGACGGACAGGCCACCACACAGGAAGUACUCGAGUAUUUCAAACCCAGACUGACCGAGGAACAGGCGCCCGUCUUCAGAGAGCUCCUGAGGAGCAUCUGUGACUUCCACAGGACCUUGGGCCAGGAGGGCAUGUGGAAACUUAAGGAGAACUUCCGCUGAAACAAUGAGUGAUGGAAGAUUAUUGGUUAGGAGUUUGGUCUCUGCAGUCAAAGUAAUUCCAAAUGCUUCCUGAUAUCUCACACACACACACACACACACACACACACACACACACACACACACACACACACACACACACACACACACACACAACUAAGGUGAAUAAAUUGAACUUUGCCGUUUUAGCUGGAUUCUAAUAAAACAGGAUUUAUUCCAUUUACCAAAACUUGAAGGAAAUAAUUUCUUUUCGAAUGUUUCAUUGUUUCAGCUGCAGAGUUGACGUAAUAAUUGUAAUUUUAAGGCAUCAGAAAAACCUCAGUGUCUCUUUGUUUUACCUGAAUAUCCUUGAAUUGUUGUUUUGGUGCCAUGCAGUUGAACUCUGUUACCUCAGACAAGAGCCAUACGCUCUUACUUAUUCAGACUGUACUUUAAUGACCUCACUGUUUGUCAGAGUUAUAAUAUUUUUCUGUAUAAAGUUUGUAAAGUUCCAUUUUGUAAACAUGAAUUCACUCCAUUGCUGAUUUUGUGAAUUUUUCUGACACAGUUUUCUGUUUUUACAGAAAAUGUUUUUAAAAUAUUGACGAGGGUUUAAUUUCAAAAAGGGGAAUGCGUUUUGUGCAAUAAAUGUCAAGUAACUGUU